This is a messenger RNA of Nycticebus coucang (slow loris), 485 nucleotides long. RefSeq names its product cytochrome c oxidase subunit 6C-like. Gene Ontology annotation, biological process: mitochondrial electron transport, cytochrome c to oxygen. The coding region runs from base 215 to 442 and encodes 75 amino acids. The record is from RefSeq and is a predicted model, not a curated record. Lineage: Eukaryota; Metazoa; Chordata; Mammalia; Primates; Lorisidae. The transcript has a single exon.
AUUGUACACAUUUGUCAAAACUCACAGAACUAUACGCUUAAAAAGGUGAAAUUUACUAUGUGUAAAUUAUACUGUAAUUUUUAAAAAUGAAAAAAGUUCUCUUUUAAGCAGUAAAAAUUAACUUUAUUAAAUCUUAAUUUUUAGGCAGGUCGUGUGUACCUCAGCCGAGAAGGAUGCGUUGAGGCUGGCAUACCCAUCAAGGGCAGUGACUACCAUGGCUUCCAGUGCUUUGGCCAAACCUCAGAUGUGUGGCCUCUUGGCCAGGCACCUACAGAUUCAUAUUGUUAGAGCAUUUGUUGUAUCCCUGGGGGUUGCAGCUUUCUAUAAGUAUGCUGUGGCUGAACAAAGAAAGAAGGCAUAUGCAGAUUUCUACAGAAAUUAUGAUUCAAUGAAAGAUUUUGAGGAGAUGAGGAAGGCUGGUGUCUUUCAGAGCGUAAAGUGAUUUUGGAAUAUAAAGAAUUUCUUUGGGCUGAUUUACAUAGACA